Molecule: messenger RNA, 1512 nt
Organism: Aspergillus terreus NIH2624
Lineage: Eukaryota; Fungi; Ascomycota; Eurotiomycetes; Eurotiales; Aspergillaceae
Exons: 6
Coding region: 1-1512 (503 amino acids)
Biological process (GO): carbohydrate metabolic process
Cellular component (GO): extracellular region
Molecular function (GO): hydrolase activity, hydrolyzing O-glycosyl compounds; cellulose binding
Source: RefSeq, a predicted model, not a curated record
AUGAGAUUCACCGUCCUCAUCGGAGGAGGGUUUUCACUCGUCCAUCUCGUCACGGCACUCAACAAUGGACUCGCCGUGACUCCGCAAAUGGGGUGGGAUAAUUGGAAUGCAUUUGGUUGCAGUUUGAGUCAGAGUUUGAUUCUCUCUACGGCCAGCUUCAUCAAAAAGACUGGCCUGAGAGAUGCCGGUUAUCACUACAUUAUUCUGGAUGACUGCUGGUCAUCUGGUCGAGCAUCAAAUGGGGCGCUCAUAGCAGAUUCCACCAAAUUUCCCAACGGAAUGAGCUAUCUAGGCAAUCAACUUCAUGCAGAUGGCUUUGGCUUUGGGAUCUAUUCGAGCGCUGGCACGAAAACGUGCGCCGGAUAUCCUGGGAGUCUGGGCUAUGAAACGAUCGAUGCCAACACAUUUGCCAGCUGGGGCGUGGAUUACCUGAAAUAUGACAAUUGCAACAACAACGGCCAAUCUGGAAGUCAAGCCGUCAGCUCUGCUCGGUAUGCGGUCAUGCAAAAAGCACUGGCUGCAAGUGGUCGCCAAAUUCUCUACGCCAUCUGUAAUUGGGGCGAAGACAAGCCUUGGAUAUGGGGCCCAUCAGUCGGAAAUUCCUGGAGAAUCACAGGAGACAUUUUCGAUCGCUUCAACACCGCAUAUUCAACCUGUCCAGUCCCUAACUCCGGUGGUUACCAGUGCUCUGUGACGCAGAUCAUGUCGAUGCAAGCAACGAUCUCUUCAUACUCGGCUAAAGGCGGCUGGAACGAUAUGGACAUGCUGGAAGUCGGCAACGGUGGAAUGUCCGAUGCGCAAUAUGUGGCACAUUUCAGCAUCGGCUUUUCCAUCCUGGCGAAUCCCGCCGUCAUUGCAGUUAACCAAGAUCCGCUGGGAGUGGCAGCCUCGUACCGAUGGACACGAAAUAACGUGCAACUAUGGAGUGGACCUCUGGCGUCUACCACCGGUGGCUCAGUCAACGACGUUGUUGUCGUGCUUUUCAAUAACGGAGGCUCAAGCACGACGGCAUCCGCCACCCUGUCCGAAAUCUUUGGUUCAUCCAGUGUUCCGUCGACCCAAUUUGAGAUUCGAGAUCUUUGGGGAUCUCGACUCAGUGACAGCCAGGCACAGUCAAUUCUCAAUGACGGGGCGGCCGCCCAUUCAUCUUUGCUUUACAAUGCCACUGCCCAGAGCUAUUCGACGGGUUUGUCUCAAGCAAACCCAAUGCUACUUGGAACGGCUGUGGGAUCGGUUUCAGGACCUUCAGGGACGAUUACGCAGUCUAUCCCUGCGACGGGAUGUCGGAUGUUCCGGCUGCGUGCUAUCUCAAGCACUACCUCUUCCACCACCACAACGCGAUCUUCUACAACCACAAAAUCGACCUCUUCGACAACAACUUCGGCGGCUCAACCACAGCAGACAAAGUGGGGACAGUGUGGUGGUCAAGGUUGGACUGGACCGACACAGUGUGAGUCGCCAUCAACUUGUCAGUUCCAGAACGGUAAGUGCUCUCAAUACAAAACCAUCUGA